Dentiscutata heterogama is the source of this 2470-nucleotide messenger RNA. The record is from the annotation of a GenBank genome assembly. Lineage: Eukaryota; Fungi; Glomeromycota; Glomeromycetes; Diversisporales; Gigasporaceae.
AUGGUGAAUGGAAAGCUUUUUACAGGAAUCACUACAAAAUUACGUUCAGAUCCCACUGCAUUAGGGAAGAACCUUUUAUUUGUGAGAAAAGGCUUUGAAUUGCCAUAUCGUGACGAUGACGUUGCAUUUGUCAUCCCUGAACGUACAUUUGCUCAAAAAUUAAAUGUUUCUUCACUUUCAAAAGGUUCUUUAAUUUCAGAGGCGCAUGGAAAGUAUGCAAGUGAUCUAACAAAAUCUGCUAUGAUUCUCUCUCAGUCUAAAGUUCUUGAACUACGACAAGUCUACUCUCGUUUUGCUUCUCCAGAUGAACAACAAACGAACACUUCUACUAUUCAUGAUAUGACUUGUUAUGUAUUUAAAACAGAUAAGCCUGAACCUGCACAGCUUCUUGCCACGAUUAUGUACGUACUUAAAGAGAGUGCAUACUUUAUACCAAAUAUUUCAGCUAUGAGAAAUCAUAAUCAAAUAAUUUUACGGGCAAAAUCUGAUGUAGCUGCGAUAACCAAAGUGCUAGAAUUGAUUCGUCUACGCGAUUCUUCUGUCGCAGAGUUUCAUUCGAAAGCACAGGAAAUUGUAAAUUAUAUUCGUUCAAAUACGAAUAAUAGUUCAACUGAAUAUUUCAUAUCUCAAGUAGAUACUUUACCAAAAUUUACGGAACAAGACAAAUUAUUUAUUAAUUUCAUUAGAUCCUAUGUCUUUAAUUCACAAACAAGUCAUGGUCUUUUUGAAACACCAAUAGCUGCUAUACUUAAACCCAUGAAAUUAUACGAGUGUGACCUUGACAAGAAUUGUGCAACAAAAUUCUUGAGAGAAAUUGGUGUAUGGUCACCUUGGGAAAAUUUAAACGUUUAUGAUCCAAGGAUAAUGUUAAAUGGUCAUGGUGUAUCAAAAAGAUCUGAUAAUGACCAGGAAAUUUCUCUAAAACUUGCCAAAAACUUGAUGAAUACCAAACCAUUCAUUUAUAAACGGAAGAAAAAAUCAUCAAAAAAAUCUCCUUUACUUAUAAAAUCACUUCCGAAUCUUGGACCUAUGGAUUUUUAUCCAUAUGAUAUCUGCGAAAAUAUUAGACAUGAUUUUGGUGAGCUUCCAGUGUACACAAUAGAUGAUUAUACAGCACACGAAAUUGAUGAUGGUGUAUCCAUCGAGCGUUUGAAUGGUACUGAUUCCGAUUUAGCUUCAAUGUGGAUACAUGUUCAUGUUGCUGAUCCGUCAACUUAUAUCCCACCUGGUCAUAAGUUGUCUCAGAUAGCUCGUACAAGGGUUCAAAGCAUCUAUUUUCCUGAACGUAAUUACUCAAUGUUACCAUCCAUAACAAGUGAAAAAAGAUUUAGUUUAGGUGUUGGCGCAAAAGAUUAUGGAAGUUGUGUAUUAACUUUUAGUAUGCGCAUUGGAAAUGACGGUACAUUUUUGGAUUAUAAAGUUCGACCUGGUAUCGUUCGACGUGUUAAAACUUUGUAUUAUGAUGAUGUGGACACAGUUCUAUCAUGGGAUAAUAUCGGAAGAGACAAAGAAGAGAUAGAAUUUUUUCAAAAACAACGUCAUUUUCAUCCUCGCGAAAUACCAAUAUCAAAAAACACACGUGGAGAACUUUCAUUAUCAGAAAAACAAGAUCUACUGGAUUUACAGAAACUUGCAGUGAUACACAUGAAACGUCGUAUAAAUUUAGGAUCUUUUAUGUUCAUGUUACCACAACCAUCAAUUGAGCUAUUUCCUUUUCCAUUACCAAUAUCUAAUCCUGAUCCUCAAGCACCGAUAAUACACACUGGAAUGCCCAUUAUCCAAGUUGGACUUGAUAAAAGUAUGCAUUCUCCGGCUCGUGCGAUGGUCGCAGAACUAAUGGUCAUGGCUGGUAUUGUCGCAUCAAAAUUCUGUCAAGAACGUAAUAUUCCCAUUUUGUAUCGACGUCAAGAUCCACCUAAUUCACCAAUAAUUGAUGAAGAAUUGAAGAAUAUUGAUUUGAGAAAUGGAGCAUUACCCAUAACGUCUACGGUAAAAGUACGUCCUUUGAUGUCAACAGCUCGACUAACAACAGACCCAGGACCACAUUGGGCUAUGGGAAUUCACAAAGGUUAUUCGAAGGUUACAUCACCAUUACGUCGUUAUUGUGAUAUAUUAGCACAUUGGCAAAUAAAAGCGGCACUUCUUGAUAAUGCACUUCCAUUUUCGAAAGAUGAGUUGGAAAAAAUGGCAUUGCAUGUAAGAGCACGGGAAAAAGACAUUGGUAAAACGCAAAUGCUUAGUUCGAAAUUUUGGAUACUUAAUUUAAUUAAUCGAUUUAAAGAAGCGGGAACAUUACCAGAAUUAACUGGAAUCGUUUUAAAUGCUUUUGAAAAUGGGCAUAAAAACGUUCUAAUAAGAGAACUUGGAGUUCAUGGAAUGUUUAAUGAUGAUAAGGGAACAGUAAAUCUCGGAGAUAUUAUAAAAGUUUACCCGGUCCAAUGUGAUCCAGAAAAUACGAAUUUAUUCCUAA